UCACAGAGUGUGAUUGUUGUUGCUGCUGAUGUUGUUAUUGUCUUGGCCGUUGCUUGGACGGUUCUGAGUAUGUCGGUUCUUCUUGCGGUGAGUGGUGCGGCGGCAGGUGUGGGUGGGGUGCGGCCUGGCGGGGGGCUGGAGAGGGGGGUGGGACUCCGUGUGGGUGUGUGGUGGGGCGGCUUCUAGCGAGGCCUUGCUGGUCUUGAAACGACGAACGUACCUGAAGAGGGGACGCCAGCAGGUGUGUGUGUGGAGGUGUGUGUGAUGUGUCCUGCGCCCACCCUGCGCUGUGUGUGUGGUCGGAGGGGCCGUUAGCAAACAGAUUAUACGCGGCACUGCACAAGGGAGACACAAAUGUAACACGUGUGUGUGUGGUAUUGCCUUCUUGUUCUCUUGUGUGAGCUGUUGUUGUACCUGUGCUGUUUGUGGCCACUGGUGGGUGUGAUUAUUCGGCUCUCUCCAAACCCAACACACCCAUACCCAAACGAAGACGGGACGACAGAACCUGACAGAGAUUAUAGACGAGACACGAACACAUUCAUCGCCUUGCCAUCGUCCUGAGGGCACCUGAGCUGCCUUGGGUGUUGUUGCCUUUGUGCUGGUGGGUCUGCCACACGGACAGUGCCUCCUCCUCACAGUCACGCUCGCAAUCCUCAAACGC
Vitrella brassicaformis is the source of this 661-nucleotide messenger RNA. Lineage: Eukaryota; Vitrellaceae. The record is from the annotation of a GenBank genome assembly.